Messenger RNA from Nicotiana tabacum (common tobacco), 1094 nucleotides. NCBI's taxonomy places the organism in Eukaryota, Viridiplantae, Streptophyta, Magnoliopsida, Solanales, Solanaceae. The record is from RefSeq and is a predicted model, not a curated record.
UCGUCUAAAGUUGAGUAUUUAUAGCUUUAUCGGCUGGAGGGGAAAAGUCAAUUGGCUCAGCUAGCAUUUGAUCGUGCAAGAAGUAUUGAUCCUUCACUUUCAUUGCCAUGGGCAGGCAUGUCAGCUGAUGCUGCUGCAAGGAAUCUGAAACCAGACGAGGCUUACGAGUGCUGUCUUCGGGCGGUUCAGAUCUUUCCACUUGCAGAAUUCCAAACUGGUCUAGUUAAGCUUGCUCUGCAGUCUGGUUAUCUGCAAUCUCCAGAGGCAUUUGGAGCCAUCCAGCAGGCUUUGCAGCGUGCACCUCAGUAUCCUGAAUCUCACAAUCUGAAAGGGCUAGUUUGUGAGGCACGAGGUGAUUAUGAAAGUGCUGUUGCCUCGUAUAGACUGGCACGCCUUGCUGCCAGAGUUUUUGCAGGAAGAGUUUCAAAAUCGUAUCCAGCAGAUAUAUCUAUUAAUUUGACCAGGUCGCUCUGUAUGGCAGGAAAUGCUGAUGCAGCUAUCCAAGAAUGUAAAUAUUUGGAAAACAAAGGUCUUCUGGAUGUAGAAGGUUUGCAGCUUUAUGCGCUUUCUUAUUGGAAACUUGGCAAGUAUGACCUUGCUCUUUCAGUGGCAAAAAGGCUCGCCUCAUCUGCUUUACCAACAGAACAUUCAUUGGCUGCUGCCUCCAUCAGUUUCAUCUGUAGAUUAGUGUAUCAUAUGUUAGGGCAGGAAUUAGCUAUUAGAAACAUUUUGCAACUACCCAGAAGAGCCUUCGAGAGUUCACAAGUUAGGCUUGUAGCAUCUGCUAUUCAUGCAUUAGAUGAAAGUCAUCAGCUUGACUCAGUUGUUUCAAGUGUUCGUGAGUCUCUUUCAUCUAGCAAAGAGAUUGCUGCACUGGAUUUCCUAGCCACACUUGGCUUACUAGUCAAACAUGGAUCUAACGACUGCUUAGGAGUUCAGAAGGGAGUCAAUUAUCUAAGAAGAGCUCUUCAUGUUUCUCCAAACAGUAAUUUGAUAAGGUGGUCACCUGAGCAGCUGCAUUUUCAUGUUCUCCCACUCUGUGCAUGAACUAGUGAAUUGUGAUUGUUCGUAGCGCUUCACGUUAAUGUUUUUUC